Suillus paluster is the source of this 699-nucleotide messenger RNA. RefSeq lists its product as uncharacterized. The transcript is spliced from 2 exons. Lineage: Eukaryota; Fungi; Basidiomycota; Agaricomycetes; Boletales; Suillaceae. The record is from RefSeq and is a predicted model, not a curated record. The annotation marks the transcript as partial.
CUCCCCUACGUCAACAUGCAAUCCACUUUUCAAGAUUCCACAAUUUUAUCUUAUCUCGGCCUUUCUCAGGACUAUGAGCCUCUUCCGAGCGUUGGUUCUGUCGAGUUCUUGAAAAGACAUAUACACCAGCUACCUCCCCACAUCACACAGCGGUUCUCGUUGGUUACAACGCCAAAACAGCGAACUGCAAUUACUGAGAUACGCAAUCGAAGAUUGAAAUAUACAGAAUCAAGACCAGACUCUCUCAGCUUCACGGCUGCCCGAAAUGCAUGGCCGGCAUUGUGGCAAGGCCGAGAGCGAAGAGGGGAAGAAGAAGGGAAGGAGGAACAAGAAUGGGCGAAAAUGAAUUUCCUAGGUGGUGCAGAACAACAAGUGGGCAAGCUGGGCAAGCUUCUCGGUGAAUUUGAGGAGGAACGGGAAGCGGAGCGAGUACGAUUUAUUCGGAGAACGCAGGCCAAUGACGACUUCGUCCCUGAGGAGGAGAGUGACAGUGAAGAAGAAGACGAAGUUGCUGAAACUCAAGAGGUGGAAGAGUCUGAAUCCCCAGAAGAGGCGAAGUCGUUGUUUGAAAGACGCAUAAGGGAGCGGUUCAUAUAUGGUUUGCUAGAGGGAGCGGACUAUGAUUCAGUUGAUUGGGAUGAAGAGCUCGAUGUAGAUGAUGAUAGAAAUGCAGAAGAGCGGUGGUUUGACGAUGAUUGA